GUUCUAGUUAUAGCACAUAUAAAAUUAUCCGAGUGUAUUAUGAUAGUAUUAUCAUAUUAUGCUUUGAUUACUGAUAGUCCAUACUAAUAUCUUUCUGUGUUUGAUUCAUAGAUUUAAAAGAAUAGAUAUUUAUAAAAGUUUAUUUUUAGAAACGAACCCAUAAGCACUUUGUUCUCAUGGUUUUCGAUGAAAAUGGACGCGUAAAAUGGAUUCUGGUUGUUGGAUACGUCUGGAUGGACGAAGGAGGGAGCCUUGCCUCACAAUCCAGCGAGAGUGAACUGAGUUUAGACUUUAUUGAACCGGAAGUGUUAGAGGCGAUCCAGAAUGAGGCUCCAGCGGAAACUAUUGGCGGAGAAAUCUUGAACACGCUCGUAACAUUAGAAUCAGAAGACGCAAUAGCCGCAUCCAACAUUCCUGGUAUAUCUUUUGAUAAGCCCGUCUCCGAAACUGAAGAUUCCAUAAAUUUGCCAUCCGGAAGUGGACAAACAACACAUUUGAGAAGCGGCGCUCGCGUGCCAUUGCAGGUUGAUGGUUUAACUGGGGUGCCGACGUAUGCUAGCAUUGGCGAAGACAAAUUAAAAACGAUUCUUACCGAAACAAUUAAAGAAGAAAUUCGCUGCAAGAUUCAGCUGAAGAGAAUCAGCAUGGGUCAAGAAGAGCUUAGGGUGGACUUUACACAGCCCGGUGAGACUAUAUCUUACGAAGCUGUGAAAAGACGGAACGAGAUUCGCAUGAAAAAUAGACUUUAUGCCAAGAUUUCUCGGGAGAGGACACAAGACUUAAGGAGCUCUUUAGCACGCAAAAAUAUUGAGCUUACAAAGUUGAAUGCUAAUCUAACCCGAAGAAUAGAAGAACUGAAGAAACUACUACAGACGACAGAAGAAGGCUUGGAAGAACAUCUACAGAACUGUCCAUAUAAUGAAAACACCAGUUUACCCUGACCCUAACCCAGAUUACAGAUCUAGUUAGAGUUAUAGAAUCGUCUAGUUAAUAUAGGUGCAUUAAUUUUUUAUUGAAUGAAAAUAAGUAAUUGUUUGUAUAUAGCUAAAUGUAUUUAUACUGUAAUGUAAACGAUCAAAACUAACGUUUUAGUUCAUUAAACUGUGUAUAAGCAUUUAUAAUCCAUGUUUAUUACUAAUAUUACCAACAAUGUAUUACCAUUUCAAAUAUUUCUCUCUGUCAGUAAAAGCAUAUUAAAUAAAUAGCAUAUCCAUGGGUGAUGGUGCCUUUUCUUUUCUGUUCAUCCAUACACGAAUAACCCUAAAUUUUUUAAAUGCAUUCACAAAUAUUCAAGAGCAAU
Molecule: messenger RNA, 1300 nt
Organism: Physella acuta
Lineage: Eukaryota; Metazoa; Mollusca; Gastropoda; Physidae
Source: RefSeq, a predicted model, not a curated record